Caenorhabditis bovis is the source of this 3045-nucleotide messenger RNA. Lineage: Eukaryota; Metazoa; Nematoda; Chromadorea; Rhabditida; Rhabditidae. The record is from the annotation of a GenBank genome assembly.
AUGAUCGAGGGUAGUACGGUGACGAAAUGUCGCUUCGCCAUGGGAUAUCGUCUGUCGCUCAUUUCGCUUUGCGCCGCUUAUUUCGCACCGCCGACAGUAAUCUGCGUGCUGAUUACUGUGAAUCUCGUCAAACUGGGCUCCGACGAUCAAGAGCACAUCAAAAUUGUGUCGGUCGAGGAGAAAAUCAUUCAAAACCGCCGACAAAAUACAUCGUCGACGCUUCGAACGUUGGCGACGAGUUCCGCGGAUGUCAGAUCGCAAUCAUCGGAUUCGGGCGCGGCCACCGUCGUCAGCGAUUGCUCAUCAACGGCCGACAUGAGCCAUCUGGAGCGUUUCGCACCGGAUAGAACCAAAUUAGGCGCGCUGGAAAUGGUCGAUUAUUCGAUCACGAAAAUAUUCGAAAAAGAGAGAAGAAGCUCGCGAUUGGCCGCCGUUUUCGCCGCGUUAUUCAUUCUUACACUAUUGAUUUCGAUAUCGUUCAUCACUAUCGUCGCGAUCCUAUCAGACGGCUUCACAACCCUUCUUUCAGGAAAUGAAGUUUGCACGGAUAUUUCGGAUACCGGCGAUCGAUCGAAUUCAUAUAAUUCGAUGUAUUCAUCGGAUAACUCGACGUGCCUUACUCCGAACUGCAUAAGACUUGCCGCCAACAUUUUGAACAACAUGAAUCGCGAGGCGAAUCCGUGCGAUGACUUUUACGAGUUCGCCUGCGGACGCUACGCUCGCCAAAAAGUGGUCGCCGAGCACGAGAAAAAGGUGACGGUGCUCAGCGAGAUGAAGAAGGAGCUCGACCAUCAUUUGAAGGAUAUUCUCGAGAAGUCGCCGCGCGACAAUGCGACACGAGCGAUGAAGCUCGCACAAAUAUAUUAUGACUCAUGUAUGGAUGAGUUCUCGCAAGACGAAUUGGGUGUUCAACCGUUGAUGUCGCUCAUCUCGAAUCUCGGUGGCUGGCCGCUUCUGACCAAUGCCCGAUUCGAAUCCCUCGAUUUCCAAUGGGAAGUCCUCGCCGGCCAUCUCGCCUUACAUGGAGUUGAUGGCAUUUUCAGAAUAUUUGUUCACUCCUCAUUCGACAACAGCGACAAGCAUGUUCUAAUGUUCUCGCCGCCAAAACUAUUUCUCGAGAAGAAAAAGUUCUACCGUGAAGUUCCAUCGUCCAAUGUUUACCUACAGUAUUAUCGUCAAUAUAUUCUGUCGCUUCUAUCCAUGCUCGGUGUCGAUUUGGAGGAUGAAACGGGAGUUAUUGAAUACCAAGUUGAUGAUAUAAUAGAUUUUGAACGAAGAAUUGCCAAUCUCACUCGCAUUGAAAUUUCUCGAAAUCAUAGCGCAAUCAACAAUGUUAUGACAUUUGGCGAUUUCAAGAAGAGAUAUGAGAAGAUCAAUUGGGAUGGGUAUUUCAACGAGGAAUUGCGGAAUAGCCUCGGGCGAAUGCCGGAUUCGCUCGAAAUCAACGUCGUCGAUGUCUCCUACUUUGAUAACUUACAUUCGCUCAUCAAAUCGAAGCCAUUGAGCUCAAUCAGCAACUAUUUGAUGUGGUGUCUCGUCGCGAAUUAUGAUAUCUAUUUGCCGAAAAAAUACCGCCAACCGAUGUAUGAUUUUCGAAGGCGAAUGUAUGGAAUCACCUCAAAUAGUCCGACAUGGGAAACGUGUGUCGGCGAAGUUCGCGAUAAUCUUGCGAUUCCGCUUUCCACUGAAUAUGCUCAAAAAUUCUUCACUCAACGGGAGAGGCGAAUUGCUGAAGACAUGAUCAGAGAUCUGAAAAAAGCUAUGGAACACACCCUAUUGAAUGCCGACUGGAUUGAUGAAUCCACUAGAGAGGCGGCAUUGACGAAACUUGAUGUUAUGGGACAUAAAAUUGGAUUUCCUGAUUCUCUUCUAAAUGAGACGGCCGUCCUUCUCCCGUAUGCCGGAGUUCGUCUCACUGCCAAUCAAUACUUUGAUAAUGCGGUCUCAUUGAGAAAAUCGAUCUAUCGCGAUAUGCUCUCGAAAUUGCACCGUGAGCCGUCGCCGAUUGAUUGGGCUUCUCCGGUGAUUGCCGUCGAUGCGUUCCACUAUUUCACCGGCAAUGAGAUCAUUUUCCCCGCCGGAAUCCUUCAAUUCCCGAUGUUCGUGCCAGAUGCGCCGUCAUAUGCGAACUAUGGAGCGAUUGGAAUGGGAAUUGGACACGAGAUCACGCAUGGCUAUGAUGAUUUGGGAGCUCAAUACGACGAAAAGGGAAAUCUUCGCGGCUGGUGGCACACCGAGACUAUGAUGACGUUCCAGAAGAAGAAGCAAUGUUUUGUUGCUCAAUAUGGUAGCAAAAUUGAGCCAAUUACUGGAAGAAAGUGUGAUGGAAAAAUGACAAUCGGCGAGAACAUUGCAGAUAAUGGCGGUUUACGCGUAGCUUAUCAGGCCUAUCAAUUGAAACUCGAUCGUGAGAAGGAGUCAACCAGAUUACCAGGAUUGGGCCAAUUCUCACCGAAACAAUUGUUCUUCUUAUCAUAUGCUAAUACCUGGUGUGAGGCCUUGAAACCGCAAGCGAUCGACCAUAUAAUGGACACCGACGUUCAUUCAUUGGGCAUAUUCCGUGUCAACGUGCCACUUCAGAAUUUGCCAGCCUUCUCGAAAGAGUUCGACUGUCCCAUCGGCUCGCCGAUGAAUCCAUUCGAAAAAUGCCGAAUCUGUGUGCUCCUGGUUUUUGGCGAAGCUAAUGAAAGUGCGAAUGAGAAAUUGAUUGCGUGCUGCGCGCACGAUCCGCAAAUCGAUCAGUACUGUGCGAAAAAGUAUUGCAAUUUCGGCAAAAUCCACCAGCAUUUGGUGCUGCCGUUUAUUGCCGAAUGCGGUCCGCGAGGCAACACGGCGAGCAGAAUUUGGGAUUGUUUGAGCUCGCGACACGAUCAUACCGCGUGCUGUGCUAAUCAGGGAGUCCAACCAUUGUGCCGCGCGUUCUGCAACGCUUCGAAAGCGGUCCCAACCGACAUGCUUAAAUACGGCUGGUGCGCGCAAGAGUUCGACAAAUACCGCCUAUGCUUUCGCACCUACCUCAAACACAACCCACCGAUUCGUCAUUAA